Molecule: messenger RNA, 2488 nt
Organism: Poecilia latipinna (sailfin molly)
Lineage: Eukaryota; Metazoa; Chordata; Actinopteri; Cyprinodontiformes; Poeciliidae
Product: fibrous sheath CABYR-binding protein
Exons: 2
Coding region: 248-1876 (542 amino acids)
Source: RefSeq, a predicted model, not a curated record
AGAGGAGGGGUUAAAGACUGGGAGGUAUAGAUUGCAGACAGAGAGGUACUGGGGUUGGCUGGAUUGUGAUAGCGACAGAUGUCCAGAAAACUGCACUCCUCCGUAACAGCGCACUGCACCUCAGAGAGAAGGAGCGAGGGGCGGAAUCUGCAGCUGUCACUCCAAAGGCUUACCUCCAUUAUCACAUCCACCCGGAGACUGGACAAGAAGCCCAACUGGUUCCCCAACAAAAGACACAGGAGUCACCAUGGGAGGCAAACUGAGCAAGAAGAAGAAAGGCUAUGACGUGAGCGACCCCAAAGACAAAAAAGACGAGAGUCCGGCAAGUGGUGCUGGUGCAGAAGAGUCUGCUAAAGUGGAAGAUGGAGCUCCACCCACAGGAGCUGAGGAGAGUGCUGGGAAAGAUGGUGUGGUAGAGGAAACUGCAGUGUCAGCAGACGCCGCAGCAACAGAGGCUGCAGUACCUCCAGAAGAACCGAAAUCUGCCCCUGCAGAGGAACAAGCUCCUGCAGCUGAAGAGGAGGCAGGUCCGGAGCAAAAACCAGAAGCAGCUCCAGUAAAAGACGAGCCAGUUGCCGUGGCAGUGGAAACGACUCCAGCUGUCGACAAACCAGUUGCAUUAUCAGAGAAAAAAGCACUUGGUGGAGAGGAAAAGGGAGCAUCUCCCGAGAAAGCAUCUCCAGUGGCUGAAAUGGUCCCAGAAGAGCCUAAAUCUGCUCCCCCAGAGGAAGUAGAAGCAACAGAGCAGAAAGUAACAGCAGUGGAAGUAACUCCAGUGGAAAAAGUAGAAGCUGUAGUUCAAGAGAAACAAGCUCCUGUAGAAGCACCAGCCGAAGAAGCACCUUGGGCAGAACAAGAGCCCACUGUAGCUGCAGAGAAACCAGUCACAGCCGAAACUGCUCCAGCAGUGGAAACUGAGAAGCCACCAGUGGCUGCAGAAGAAUCUUCUCCAUCUGAGGAACCCGUGAAAGCCCAGGCCGAACCCGAAGAGCCCCUAGUGGUAGGGCCUCUUGAUGCUCUAGGAUCUGUGUCACAACCAGACGCUGCUCAGGUCAGCACAGAGCCAGAGUCUGAGGAUCAAGAGACUGUGACUGAGCCAGAAGCGAUUGAGGUGGAAAGAGUUUCUGCUACUGCAGUGCCUGAACCUGAACCAGAGGCCGAGCCAGUGGCAGAGGUAGUUUCCCAACCAGAGCCCGAGCAAGACGCAGUUCAAACUACAGAGGCAGAGUCUACAAAAGCACCAACACCAGAACCUGAGCAAGAUGAAGAGAAGAAACAGCUAGAAGAACCUGAAUCCCAACCAGCAUUGGCGGCACCUGAGACUGUUGAACUUGAGACUGUUGAAGCAGAAUCAUCUGAGGUUUUGGAGGCUGUGGUAGAGAAUGCCUCUGCAGAAAAUCAUCAUGCAGAAGAAGAAUCUGUGUCAGCAGAAGUCCCGGGCUCCAAUGAUGCAACUGAGUCACAAGCUGCAGAACCUGUACCUGAGAUUGUCAUCUCACAGUCUGCCUCUGCUAACAACAUGACUGUGGAAUCUGAUAAGACAGCUGAGACGUCCUUGGAAGAAGUGCCUGGCCCGGAGCCUGAGAAGGAAAGCAAGAUGGAAAAUGGAGAUUUAGGAAGCCCUUCCUCCACGGAGAAUGGGGUAGAUCCAGUUAUAGCGGUGAACGGGGAGUGCGCUGAUAAUACUAAUGCCGUGGCCAUGCGUGCAGAAGAAUUUGUGAAUGGGAACGAAAAAUCAGAGGAGACGCCUUUCGAGGAGCAGUGCGAUUUUGAACUGAAAAAGGACGUGAACCUGUGUGGGGAUGUCCAGGAAGUUCCUGACACAGUCUCAGACAUGGUGGAGGGUCUCAGCACUGAGGUCACCCAGGCAGUCUAAAUUGAAACCUCCUUGUUUUGGCACUGUGAGUCAGUUCAAUCAUGCGAUGGUGAGAGAAAACCACCAAGGAAUCACAGACAGCUACGCUUUCUGAAACGCUUUAACCACUGCACUGUUUUUAAUGGUAACUCAAGAAAAAAAAAAAAAAAGCUUUUUUUUUUUUCCUCUUGGGUCGCCAAAAAUGUAAUGCAACCACUUUAUAGAGAGUGACGAACAUGUUGCAAUGGAGAUGGAAGUGCAACGAAGAGAUUUGAGUCGGUGUUUUUGGUGCAGACAGACAGUGGAGCUGGACAGCAUGGCAAAAAAACACACUCACAUUAAAUAUGGUAUUGAAUGAAUGAAUACAUUUGUGUUUGAGACAAAUAAAUACUGCAAUUGGAAAAAUUGGUAAUUUUUUCAAUUACCCAGUCUGGGUAAUUGGGGGGGAAAAAAACAAACAUUCAUGAGUAGCAUAUUCUUGAACUUAGACUUUCAUAUAUCCUUUCUAUUGCUAUAUGAAGCAACAUGACGUAAAUGUUUUGGCCUUUUAUAAUAACUGUACUUGUAAGGACUGUUAAUUUUGAAAUGAUUGUUCAGAACAGAAAAUAAAAAAGAUUGAUUGUUGUAGUCCAC